Corticium candelabrum is the source of this 2006-nucleotide messenger RNA. Its product is annotated as eukaryotic peptide chain release factor GTP-binding subunit ERF3A-like. The coding region runs from base 91 to 1881 and encodes 596 amino acids. Gene Ontology annotation, cellular component: translation release factor complex. Gene Ontology annotation, biological process: translation. The transcript has 16 exons. Gene Ontology annotation, molecular function: translation release factor activity; GTP binding; GTPase activity. Lineage: Eukaryota; Metazoa; Porifera; Homoscleromorpha; Homosclerophorida; Plakinidae. The record is from RefSeq and is a predicted model, not a curated record.
UAUUAGGCAAAGCGGCUCGUCGUUGUCUCGUUGCGAAUCGUAGACUCGACUAUACGACUGCCGCUGUCUGCUCGUGCACAUUGUAUCAUUAUGGGGGAGCCAGACAGCUGGGAAUCACUCGUCGAUCCAAAUGACGUGGCGAAGACCAACUCAACACUCAAUCCAGAUGCGACGUCGUUCUCACUAAACGUGCACGCUCAGGAGUUUGUUCCCUCGUUUUUGCGCAAAUCAGAUGCACCAGCUCAACCGCCCGGGCAGCGUGCAAUACAAACUAGCUCUGAUGAGGUAGCGAGCGAUAAGCAGAUGGUGCCGACUGGAGGGAAAUCUGCAGUUGCAUCUGAUACACGUUUAUCUCAUCCGGCGGGUGGUGACGUUGUAAAUGAUAAAGAGACAUCUACAGCCUGUGACCAACGUCUUCAACAAGAAGCAUCAACAGAUAUAUCUCAUCAGGAGGAGAUCAAAGUAGAUGCAGUUGAGGAAGGUAUCGAAAAACUGCAAGUGGGCAGCAGAGAAAAAGAGACCAAGCCUGCGAAGUCUGCAUCAGUAACAGCAGCUAUGACUGCUGCAGCGGCGGCAGCGGCAGCAGUUGCACAACCAGAGAAAGAGAAUAUUAACAUUAUAUUUAUUGGUCAUGUUGAUGCUGGGAAGUCGACUAUUGGUGGUCACCUAAUGUAUCUCACUGGCCAGGUUGACAAGCGAACGCUAGAGAAGUAUGAACGAGAAGCGAAGGAGAAGAAUAGAGAGACAUGGUACUUGUCAUGGGCUCUGGAUACUAACCAGGAGGAAAGAGACAAGGGCAAAACUGUUGAAGUCGGUCGUGCUUCGUUUGAUACCGAAAACAAGCAUUUCUCUAUCCUCGAUGCUCCAGGACAUCGCAGUUUUGUACCAAACAUGAUUGGUGGGGCACAGCAAGCUGAUAUAGGGAUUCUGGUUAUUUCUGCUAGAAAAGGAGAAUUUGAAACUGGCUUUGAAAGAGGUGGCCAGACAAGAGAGCAUGCAAUGUUGGCAAAGACAGCCGGUGUUAGACAUUUAGUUGUACUGAUCAACAAAAUGGAUGACCCGACUGUCGAGUGGUCAGAGGAGAGAUACGAGGAGUGCAAGACCAAACUGACUCCUUUUCUGAAGAAGGUCGGGUUCAAUCCCAAAACCGAUAUUUACUACAUGCCUGUAUCAGGACUGACUGGUGCCAACUUGAAGGAUCCGUUACCAGCAUCUUUGUGCCCAUGGUACAGAGGACCUUCAUUCAUUUCAUACUUAGAUGAGCUACCGUCUCUAACGCGUCGGACUGACCUUCCUCUUCGUAUGCCGAUUGUAGAUAAGUACAAGGACAUGGGGACUGUUGUUCUUGGUCGAGUCGAGUCAGGUGUGAUUCAAAAAGGAAGCACUCUGAUGUUGAUGCCAAACAAAACCUCUGUAGAAGUGCUUGCUGUUCUUUUUGAUGACCUCGAUGUUCCUCAAGCAUCAUGUGGAAAGACAUUAAAAGUUAAACUAAAAGGCGUAGAAGAAGAGGACAUCUCUGCUGGUUUUGUCUUAUGCCCCUCCUUGUCUCCUUGUCAUGCUGCCACAAAAUUCAGAGCUCAGGUGGUUAUUCUCGAACACAAGAGUAUUAUUUGUGCGGGGUACAGUGCCGUGUUACACAUCCACGCAUGUGUAGAGGAAGUCCAGUUUGUGUCUCUCUUGGCAUUGCUCGACAAGAAAGGACAGAAAAGCAAACAGCAACCGAGAUUUGUAAAACAGGACCAAGUUUGUAUUGCUGACUUGGAAGCUGCUGGUAUUAUUUGCAUCGAAGAGUUCAGCGAGUUUCCAUCUAUGGGACGGUUUACAUUGAGAGAUGAAGGACGAACCAUUGCUGUUGGGAAAGUUUUGAAGCUUGUCGAAUAAGAGACUGUUAGCAGGUUAAUUUUUGAUGUUUAGUUCACCAGCUGUAAUUACACUUCUGAAAUUGACAGAAUCAGUGUGAACUAGAGUUUGAACUUUGAGAAAUAAAUUGCCCUGCUCUGUGCACA